AUGGCAACCUUUAAAGGAGCAGCCAAAGAAGCUCAGCGAGCUGCUUUGUUAAUGAAACAGCGUGAAAAGGAACGUCAAGAACUGGAGUUGCAGAAGCGAAAACUGGAAGCUGAAAUGCGUGUCGGUGAAAUGUCAACAAAAUUUGCAGUGCAUUACGAUGCGAUUGAGCAGCAAUUGAGAACGGAUACUAUUGGUCUCGUCACAUUGGAUGAAAUGAAGGCCCGACAAAGAGCUUUUAUGACCCAACGAGAGAAGGAGCUUGCUUUAGGUGCUAAACGGGGGUUGCACAACAAAUCGGGAAUAGGUGGGGCUGAUAAGAGAAACAAACUACAACCGGUAUUAUUAUCGUUCGCCAACGAUGAACCUGAUGAAGAAGGGGAAGACGAAAGCGAAGAUCAACCGGGCACUCAGAAGUUCAAAGACGAAUUAGAUGAAAUGAAGAAAGCAAAACCUAACGGAAGUGACUCUGACUCUCAAGAAAGAGAAUCGAAAGCUGAUGAAUCAGAAAGUGGUGUUUCAGACAAUCGAAAACGGCGUCGUUUAGGAAAAAACCCGACCGUUGAUACCAGCUUCUUACCCGAUAUAGACAGGGACGAAGAAGAAAAACGGCUUCGGGAUGAGCUCCGCAAGGAAUGGGUAGAAAAACAGGCCGCAAUCAAGGAAGAAGAAAUUAGCAUCACAUACAGUUACUGGGACGGUUCCGGACAUCGAAAACAAGUGCGAAUGAAGAAAGGGCAUUCGAUUCACCUGUUCCUCCAUCGUUGUCUUGAACAACUGCGCAAGGAGUUCACUGAACUAAAAUCCGCAACAGCGGAUCAACUUAUGUAUAUAAAAGAAGAUCUCAUCAUUCCACAUCACUACAGUUUUUACGACUUUAUCGUAACCAAAGCUCGGGGCAAGUCCGGUCCUUUGUUCUGUUUUGACGUGCACGAUGAUGUUCGCUUGCGAAUGGAUGCAAAUGUGGAAAAGGAAGAGUCGCAUGCGGGCAAAGUGUGUCUUCGCAGUUGGUACGAGAGGAAUAAGCACAUCUUUCCGGCCAGUCGAUGGGAACCUUACGAUCCGACCAAAAACUGGGAUCAAUACACCAUCUCCGACAAAAUGGCUGCGAAAAUCACUGUAAAAUGA
This is a messenger RNA of Echinostoma caproni, 1125 nucleotides long. Lineage: Eukaryota; Metazoa; Platyhelminthes; Trematoda; Plagiorchiida; Echinostomatidae. The record is from the annotation of a GenBank genome assembly.